Balaenoptera musculus (blue whale) is the source of this 1821-nucleotide messenger RNA. It is a transcript of the gene CENPN, whose product is annotated as centromere protein N. Gene Ontology annotation, biological process: CENP-A containing chromatin assembly; chromosome segregation. The record is from RefSeq and is a predicted model, not a curated record. The transcript is spliced from 11 exons. NCBI's taxonomy places the organism in Eukaryota, Metazoa, Chordata, Mammalia, Artiodactyla, Balaenopteridae. Bases 251 to 1270 code for a protein of 339 amino acids.
AUUGGUGGCUUUGAAGGUGCAGCAGGCGGGAACAGCUGAUGAGGAGAGAGCUGGCCGGCGAUGUGGGACGGUAAGAGGACCCCUGGCGGCAUGGCAUCGGGCCCCCGAGCGUGGCGGGAGCCUUGAAGAAGCCACGUCCCACGCCUCUGAGGCGACUCUUUCGCGACUGCCGCAAGUCCCAAGGUGCGGGAUUGGUGCUUGGUCUCGGGCCGGAGGCUGGGGACUACAGUUGAGGCUGAGUGCCAAAGAGAUGGAUGAAACUGUUUCCGAGUUUUUCAGGAGGACCAUCUUGAAAAUCCCAAUGACUGAAAUGAUGACAAUACUAAAAACCUGGAAUUUUUUGUCUGAAAAUCAACUGCAGACUGUAAACUUCCGGCAAAGAAAGGAAUCUCUUGUUCAGGACUUGGUUCUGCUUUGUGAGGAGAAUCGUGCAAGUCUCAAGGAUGCAGCCCUUUUAGACAUCAUUUAUACUCAAUUUCAUCGGCAUCAGAAAGUUUGGGAUGUUUUUCAGAUGAGUAAAGGACCAGGUGAAGACAUUGACCUUUUUGAUAUGGAGCAAUUCAAAAGUUCAUUCAAGAAAAUUCUUAAGAGAGCAUUAAAAAAUGUGACAGUCAGCUUCAGAGACGCUGAGGAGAAUGCAGUAUGGAUUCGAAUUGCCUGGGGAACACAGUAUAGAAAGCCAAACCAGUACAAACCUGCUUACGUGGUGUAUUAUUCCCAAACUCCAUAUGCCUUCACUUCUUCCUCCCAACUGAAAAGCAAUCUACCCCUUCUGGGUCAGGCACUGACAAUUGCUAGCAAACACCAUCAGAUUGUGAAAAUGGACCUCAGAAGCCGGUAUCUGGACUCUCUUAAGGCUAUUGUUUUUAAACAGUAUAAUCAGACCUUUGAAACUCACAACUCUACUACACCUCUACAAGAAAGAAGCCUUGGGCUAGAUAUAAAUAUGGAUUCAAGGAUCAUUCAUGAAAACAAAAUAGAAAAAGAGAGAGUCCAGAGAGUGACUCAAGAAAUUUUUGGAGACUAUCCACAACCAAGACUAGAAUUUGCACAAUAUAAGCUUGAAACGAAAUUCAAAAGUGACCUAAAUGGGGGCAUCCUGGCUGAGAGAGAAGAACCCCUCCGGUGCCUGGUUAAGUUCUCUAGCCCCCAUCUUCUGGAAGCACUGAAAUCCUUAGCACCAGCCGGUAUUGCAGAUGCACCACUUUCUCCAUUGCUCACUUGCAUACCCAAUAAGGGAAUGAAUUAUUUUAAAAUUAGAGAUAAAUAAGAUGUAUGUGGUUUUGUAAGCACAGCGUCCUUUACUGUAUUGCAUAUGCAUUUUAUAAUGACUAGCUGGAUAGCUUCUAUCUGCAAACUUGUUUUAGAGAUUAAUCCUUGAUGUUGACGAUUUAGAAAUGUUCAGUAUAAUUCUUGGGACUGAUUCUUUCCUCCUCCUGCAAAGCAUAGCAGUUGUGGGACUUUAAGAUGUGACAGGAUGUCUUUUUUUCUCACUCCUAUCUCUCCUCAAUCCUGGAGAGGUCUGGUUCCAGUUGCUGGUUUCCAGGGAUUUUCUCUUAAGCCUUGGAUCACAGAAAGAAGCAACAAGAAACUAUACCCAACCCAAAACUUUCCAGGAGAAUCAUAAAAUUGGUCCAUUCAAAAGGUAGAAUUGGGCCCAUUAAGUUAUUAUUGCAGGAGGUAGCCUAUCAGUUGAUUCAGCUAUAUAAAAUAAUGAUUUCAUUGUAAAUUAGAUACUUCUCAUCUAUUUUAUCAUACAUAUGGCAUUCCAACUGACAGAUAAUAUACAGGUUUGUGAAUAAAGAUAUUUAAAAACGGGUG